Messenger RNA from Dentiscutata erythropus, 753 nucleotides. The record is from the annotation of a GenBank genome assembly. Lineage: Eukaryota; Fungi; Glomeromycota; Glomeromycetes; Diversisporales; Gigasporaceae.
AUGAAUAUUACAUGCCUUAAAACCCUCGCAUUGAAUAUUCUUAAAAAUGGUUCUCCUGAAACUAUUGCAAGUGGUGUUAAAGUUCCUGAACUAGAUUCGUGUUCUAUAUGCAAUGAAGAAAUUUUUUUGCACAUACUUAAAAAGUUAUUCACUGUAUUAACAUGUGGCCAUACUGUGCACCGUCUUUGUCUUGAGAACCUUAGAGAAACUAUAUUUACAUGUCCUGUCAAUAAUUGUAGUGCGAAAAUCGAAAUCAUUGAAAAGUCACCACUAAUGCGGGCUCUAUCACAAAGGAGUAUGAGCAUAGAUGAAGGAUUACAAGAUUCAUUAAUAUUUGGUAAAAAUUCUUUAGUGAAUCUAGAUACAAUUGUAGAAGAGAACUCUGAAUCUGGCAUACCUGACUCUACUACAAGUAAUUUACCAUAUAAGCAUGUUGGUGAACCAACAGAUAAAAUAUCAAUUCUAUCAGAACGGCUUGAACAUCACAAGAAAUCUAAUCCUCCAUAUGCUUCUUUGUUGUUAGUUAAUAAAGUUAAAGAACAAAUUCCCAAUAUUAUGGAUACUACAUUGUGGAAAAAAAUAGAAAGAUCACGAAAAAUUUAUAAGCUCUUUCUUAAUAUCAAAGAGGAUAAGAUUCAAAGAGUUAGAUCUUUCAGUGCGUUGACCAUUUCAAAAUUAAGAAAAGAGGAUAUUGAUAGUAUUAUACUUACCAUUUUGAAACAAAAAAACCAAUCUACUGCGCCAGUCACGUGA